Molecule: messenger RNA, 4486 nt
Organism: Propithecus coquereli (Coquerel's sifaka)
Lineage: Eukaryota; Metazoa; Chordata; Mammalia; Primates; Indriidae
Gene: FBXO28
Product: F-box protein 28
Exons: 5
Coding region: 37-1143 (368 amino acids)
Biological process (GO): protein polyubiquitination
Molecular function (GO): protein binding
Source: RefSeq, a predicted model, not a curated record
UCCCCUUGCAGUGGGGGAAGGAAUCAAACCCCCAAGAUGGCGGCGGCGUCGGAGGAGCGGAUGGCAGAGGAAGGAGGCGGCGGCCACGGCGACGGCGGCUCCUCUUCGGCCGCCAGCUCUGCCCAGCGACAGCCCCCACCGCCCCCGUCCCAGCCCCCGCAGCCGGGGUCCCAGGCGCCCCCAACACCGGCGCUGGCUCCGGACCAGCUGCCUCAAAACAACACGCUGGUGGCGCUGCCCAUCGUAGCCAUCGAGAACAUCCUCAGCUUUAUGUCCUACGACGAAACUAGCCAGCUCCGCCUGGUUUGUAAAAGAAUGGACUUGGUCUGCCAGAGAAUGUUGAAUCAGGGAUUUCUGAAAGUAGAGAGAUACCAUAAUCUAUGUCAGAAACAAGUUAAAGCACAACUCCCAAGGAGAGAGUCAGAAAGGAGAAACCACUCAUUAGCUCGUCAUGCAGACAUUCUUGCUGCUGUUGAAACAAGGCUGUCACUAUUAAAUAUGACUUUCAUGAAGUAUGUGGAUUCAAAUCUCUGUUGCUUCAUCCCAGGAAAGGUGAUCGAUGAGAUUUAUCGUGUGUUGAGAUAUGUCAAUUCUACCAGAGCCCCUCAACGAGCUCAUGAAGUACUUCAAGAAUUAAGGGAUAUUUCUUCCAUGGCAAUGGAAUACUUUGAUGAAAAGAUUGUUCCAAUUCUAAAGAGGAAAUUACCUGGAUCAGAUGUGUCUGGAAGACUCAUGGGCUCUCCUCCAGUUCCAGGACCAUCUGCAGCCCUAACAACAAUGCAGCUCUUCUCCAAGCAAAACCCUUCAAGACAAGAGGUUACCAAACUCCAGCAGCAGGUUAAAACAAAUGGUGCUGGCGUGACUGUUCUCAGGCGUGAAAUUUCUGAGCUUCGCACCAAAGUGCAAGAACAGCAGAAACAGCUUCAAGACCAAGAUCAGAAACUGCUAGAACAGACCCAGAUCAUAGGUGAACAGAAUGCACGGUUGGCAGAGCUGGAACGCAAACUACGAGAAGUAAUGGAAAGUACAGUGGGGAACUCCUCAGCGUCUGGACAGAAUGAGGAGUCUCCUCGGAAACGAAAAAAGGCCGUAGAAGCCAUAGACUCUCUUAGGAAAUCUAAACGUCUUCGGAAUAGAAAGUAAAUUGGAAUGUGGUCCUAGCUCCAGAGGAAGACAUGGCUUAGUGGCUUAAGCAGUUACCACGUAUCAGGAUACUGUGAGCAACAUGGUGUCCCCUAAGGCUUCUAUUCUUUCAGAACACAACUUGAACUCUUACCAUUGGGACAGUCUUUUCCUGCUUCUCCUGGUUGAACUGAUGCACAGGAUCUUUUUGCUUUGCAAUAGAUUUGUACUAACCAGACCUGGUCUAUCAUGUUUUGAGGAGUUAACUUUUUUCUGUGCAGAUAAUGUUUAAAGUAAGUUAAUUUGUUUCUGCAUAUAUGCACAUUACGUAAGGAUCUUAAACCCAGUCUUGACAGACUAGAAAUUAAGUUUAAUGCGGAAAAUGUCCUGUUCACUUGAAAGAAAAGAUCUACUUUUUAAAUGGACACUAUCUUGUUUUUUUGUUUUUUUUUUUUUUAACAUUGUCUUUUUGUUACAAGUGACCUUGUCUGGAAUGUCUGAAGAGUAAUUAAUGCUUUUUGGUAUUGAAGUAAUGGGUAACUAAAACGGACUUCCAUAGUACUGACUGUAGAAGGAGCCUCUACAGUAUUGACUAUAUAUUUUUAUAAACUACUGGCAAGGCACUUAUCCAGUUGUUAAAUACAUGUUUUCAAUUCUCUUUUGGGGCCAUGUCCUACAUUUGCAUGGAUGGAUGCAUGUGUUGCCUAGUCAACUCACUUAAAAAGCUCUUGCACUGGUAUUGAUCUUGAACCUCUAUACUUCUCCACUUUUUACAGCAGCAUCUUAGUUUAUUUAAGCGCUUAACAUCUUCCACCGCAACAGCUUGCCUCUAGAGGAGGAAUUGUUAGUCCCUUUGUCCUCCAGUUUUAUAGGAACAAGAGACUCUUUAAAGCCCAUUGCUUUAUCUAUUCUCUGUAGGGUUCAGGUACACUGGCUAAGGCAGAACCCCAAAUUCCAAGGCUCUUUUUAUCAAUAGUGGACCUCCGGGAGCUAGUACUGUGCGUCACUUACCACCGUGUGUGCUCGUUGAUCACGUGAGUAGGGGACCCGACUUACAGGAUGUAGUUUUGCCAUUGAAGGAAAAGUUCAUUGAAGAAAAUCGUACAUGAAAAAAGCAUUUUGAUUAUUUCAUUUCUGGGGGAUGACCUGAAGAAAGCUUUUUAAUAUUAAUUUCAAGGUUUUCUUAUCCUACAACUUUAAACAAAAGCUUUAAUUUCAUUUGCACUCCUGUUUUGAGCUUGUAACUGGAAAAGCAUGUCUUGCACUGUUCAGCCUUCUGAGUGGUCACUUUAACAACCUCCAAAUUGUGUACAGUGGUUACUUUCCCCAGCUGUAUAUUUUUUGAGACAUUUAACUAUCACUGUCCUGGUUUUAUUUUAAUGUACUAAAUUAUGUAGUUAUUUGAAUGUUAAGUUCUUUUAAACAACUGUUGCCAUGGGCUUCAGUUAUUUAAAGCAAAUUUAGAUAUACUAUAGAAAAUUAUCCCUUUCUAGGUGGGAGUUUAACACCUGUGUAAAACCUAAGGUUUUGGUAAGUACCUUAGUCAAAUAAAAGCACAAAGUUAUCACCUUUUUUAUCCGUCCAACAUGACAUGGUUAUGCAUCCUUUAGAUUAACCUCACCAAAUGAAACUUUAUCCAUUUUUAAUUAUUGUCCUUAUAUAAUAUUGUCCUUAGGUUUUGAUCAAUUCUAUGUCUAACUUUGAAAUUUCAUUUACAAUGUAGUAUGUUUUCAAUGAAAAACCAUAAAGUAACAUCCAAGUGUUUCAUGGUUUGUUGGGAAGGUAAUUUUAAAAUAAAACAAUUUCCAAAAAACAUUUGUCAGCCAAGGUCAUCCGUAAAAGUCCCCGUCUGGAACUCAUUUUCUCAGCAGUUCUCAUUUUUUUAAUCAUAGGAUUUAGCCAUAUUAUCAUAACUUUGGAGGAGGCCUACUAGAAUACCCAUGGCCUUUAAUAGUCUGCUUUUCUGGUAAUAGGAAGACUUUUUUUUAAAAGUAUAAAAGUCUGUAUUUACAGGUUUACAAACUAUGAUCCUUAGGCAUCAAAGGGAUAUAGCCUCAGAUUAUUUCUUUAAUAGUUGUUAAUGAAUUAUUAGGUUUCCUGAAUUUCUUUUUAAACUACAUCUAGAUAUCCUAGAUGUAUGUAUAGUCUUCCAUUAGUUAACAUGAGUAUCUGGCUUUCAAAAAUAAGCAGUCACACUAUUAGAAGGUAGAUACUCUGUUCCAAAAUCCAAAUUUUUACAGCAUACGCUUGUCAUCACCUGUCCAUGAAGCUAAUAAGUUGCACGUGUUAAUACAUGAAUGUUCCAUAUAGUAGGAGAAUAAAGCAUUGCAGUUCAGUUGUUCAAGUCUUAAAUCUUAGACUAACUAAAACACGUUAGGGUAUUGUCUUCAUUUAUUAGGACAGUUAUUCGAGAGCUGUGUUGCUUGCUAAUGGAUAGCAUAAUGGUAUUUAAGGCUUAACAAAUCACAAAUUAUUUUGAUCAGCUAAAACUGACGUACAUUAACAGGAAAACUGUAAAUCUCCUGAGAGCCAUCCUGCCCUGCAUUUUACAUGUUAUUUAAAUGCCGUGUGUUAAUAUUGUGUUGUCCUAAUGCAAAUUUCUUAAAGUAUUCCCAUUGUCUUCCUUGGCUGUUUUUCAGAGAAGACUUCUCUAUUUUAAUGGGUCAUUCCCACAUAUAAAUUUAUUGUGGUACAACACUACACACAUGGAUAAAAAUGUGAAAAAGCAUGUAUAACAAAUGGAGAGGACUGGCCCCACACCCAACCUCAAGCGGAUCCUCUGCUUAUCUCUCACUUGGACUUGGCUUGCUUGGUUUUCACAUAUUCUGAGGUUAUAGAGCCUGUUUUUGAAACUCCUCUUUUGAUAUACAGAGCCUGGAAAUAAUGGGGCAAACACAAAUGUAUUCAGAAUAUUAUACUGUUUUAAAGACUAUUGGGGUGCCAUCAAAUCUAAAGCCACUGGUUUUGGAAGCAACUUUUUUUGUAAAACGUGUUUUCUGGAGUACUGAACCUUAUAGGGGUUUGCCUUAAUCUCUAUUGAAUAGUUUCAAGUUGUAUGCGCUAUUAUUCUACGUGUUAAAAUGUUAAAAUAUUCUAUGUAGCCCCAAAGGUGGGUAAAACAGAGUAUAAGUAAUGCCUAAAUAAAUAAGCUAAAAGGUGUCACUACAGCUGGAUUUUUGAGAGAAAAUGGACAUAUAAAAAUAGGCUAUGUGUAAUAAAAAUAAUGGCACCUUAGGAUUGCACUAUUUUAUGCAUUAUUUUAUAUGCCAUUUCAUAGCCUGCACUUUAAUCUCCAAAGAAACAACGUGUGAUGUCCCAGUUGUUCCUUAUUAUUAAUAAACUUUUUCUUAAGACAGGGCACUUA